Lucilia cuprina (Australian sheep blowfly) is the source of this 777-nucleotide messenger RNA. RefSeq lists its product as uncharacterized. The record is from RefSeq and is a predicted model, not a curated record. Lineage: Eukaryota; Metazoa; Arthropoda; Insecta; Diptera; Calliphoridae. The coding region runs from base 152 to 628 and encodes 158 amino acids. The transcript has a single exon.
CAAUGGCAGUUUUUAAACACAUAUUGAACGUUUAAUAACACUCAGCAUUUUUCGUGAUUUUAUUUACAUUUUUAAUUCAUAUUAUUUCUUGUGCUUAAAAAAUAUUUUCAAUUGAAUUUUACGCAAAAAAGUCCAAAGAAAGUGUAGUAAAAUGUUGAAAAUUGUUUUAUUGUUGGGUGUAUGUUUUGUUAUUCUAGCCACGGGCGAAUGUGGUUUAUCCAACCUUCUUCAUCGUAAAACUACAACCGAACAACCUGAAAUUACAACUGCCGUAGCCAAGGAUGGUGUACCAGCUGGCUAUUAUAAAUCGAACAAUUUACCUGUACUUAAUAAGGGUUGUGAAAUAAGAUUCGAAUGCAAAAAGAAGCUUAAGUCUGCCGAAACCCCCAAACCCUGCACAAAAUUCUGCGUUAAAACUAUAAAUUGUGAGGAUGGUACCAAAAUCAAUGGUACUCCCGGUCAAUGUAUUGAAUUGAAUGAAGAAAUGGUGGCCCAAGAAUACAAUGAUUGUAAAAAGGAUGAAGUGGAGUCCACCACUGUCAAUGUUAUGAAAGUAGCCAUGAUUGAUUUUCCUUGUCAACCAGGUUACUUGCCCGACAGCCGUGGUCGUUGUCGUGAAGUGUGGUAGAAAAUAUUAGUGGCUGACAACAAAACUUUUUCCUCUUAAAAGAAAUUCAAAAUGUGGUGUGUGUGAUAGAAAAGAAAAAUACUCAAUUUUACUAAAGAAUAAAAAUGUUACCUUUUGUUUGAAGUCAAGUCAAAAUGGUGUAAAAUAAA